GUUCGAAACGGCGCUUGUCGCGGCUCUUCAGAGGGUUAGUGACCCAAGUUUUUUGCGAGUGAGUUGCCUCGUCGCGGCCUCUCUCGUUUUCAUCGCCGCUUUUCGCGCGAAGAAGUCUCUGUGUCUUCUCCAGCUUCUCUGUGGUGAGAAGGCGUCGGCUUUUCUGGAUACUUCCGGGGAAGAGUAUCCAUGCGCGCAGGUCUCCAAAGAAAGCGCUUCUCUUCAGCAUUCCUCCUCGCUUUUUGGACCUCCGCCGUUCUCUCGCACUGCUUCGUGAAGAACUCGGCCGCACCUGUUCAGGCCUGCCGCCUCUCUCGUCGCGUUCGACAGACAAGACGACCUUGGCGAACUUCCCUCGUGUCUCUUUAUCGCCAUGACCUCUCGUCUCUCAACGAGGACAGAGACGUCCGCAGGUUUGCGUUUUUUGAGGGAGAUUUCCCCCUGCAACUGCCCGUGGAGACUUGGAACUCCCCGGGUGGAUUCCUUGCGCAUGCAUGAAACGCAGAAAGCAAGAGACAGAUCCGAGAGAAACGCUGAGCGAAAAAAGAGACGCGAGAGGAACUCUUGCAUGGCUUCUGUGUGAGUGGAUCGUGUGCUCGUUUGCGGGGGCUCCCCAGAUCGACUUCUUUUUCGCUGCAGGUUCCUUUUUCUUCUUUCCAUGUGACGUUUCCUGUUCGGGAGCCAUCAAACAUCCUUUCUUCUCUCAGCGGCAGUGUCUUCCGCGUUCGAGAACAGGGUACUGACUUCGACCUGGAAACCUGUUUGUCCUUCAUCCGGCCCAGUCUUCGUCUCACCUUGUCUGUUUUGUUCACGGCUGUUGUCUCUUCGUUGUUUGGCUUCGAUCUACCAAAGUCUCUUCCCCUCGCUCUUCCGUACCUUCCCCUCCCAUGUCGACCUCUCUCGCUUUCUCCGUCUCGACUUUGUCUCAUCCUGAAGUCCUCGCUUCAGGAAACUCGACCUUCUCUGACACUCUUCUCUUCUCUCCUUCGUCCAGUCCUUCUUCCUCUUCCAAGUCCAGUCGCUGAUGCAACUCUGCCUUCGAAAUCAGGUUCCUUUUCUCUCUUUUUCUCUGUCUCUGCUUCCUUCUUCCGCGGCGAACGUUGCCGUGUGCUGCGUCUGAGAGGACUCUUGCGUCUCGCCAGGAGCUCGACGCGGUUUUCCUUCUUUUGCUCUUCCCCUCUUGUUUUUCUUCGCUUUUCCCUUUUCUUUCCUUUGUUUCCUUGUUUUUCUUGGCCGCUCCUCUCGCUUCUCCUGUCGCUUCAAGAUGGGGAUCGGCAGAUUCUAUCGGUGGCUCAGCGAGCGGUAUCCGCUCAUCAACGAGAAGAUUACGCAGACGUCUCUGCCAGAAUUUGAUAACCUCUACCUCGAUAUGAAUGGCAUCCUCCAUACAUGCUCUCAUGGAAACUCAGGAGGGAUGCUCCAUACAAGUGAAGACGCGAUGUGGGUGGACGUCUUUGCUGCUCUCGACCUCAUCAUCUCGACUGUGAACCCAAAGAAGUUUCUCGUCUUGGCAGCAGAUGGUGUGGCGCCUCGUGCAAAGAUGAAUCAACAGCGUGCGAGGCGCUAUCGAGCAGCGAAGGAUGCGGCGGAGUUGGCGCGGCAGAAGGAGGAGCAUCGCCUGUUGAAGAUGCAGCGCAAACAAGACAAGGCUGCGGCAAAGCAAGAGAAGAACCUCUCUGCGCCGACUCCGGGAGGUCACUUUGACUCUAAUUGCAUCUCUCCAGGCACCGAAUUUAUGGCGAAAUUCUUCAGACACCUUCGCUUUUUCUGCGAAAAAAAACUAAACGAAGACGCGCGCUGGAAGGAUCUCAAAGUUGUCCUCUCAGGUCCAGAUGUCCCUGGCGAAGGCGAACACAAAAUCAUGCAGUUCAUCAGGUGUGCCAAGUCCGAUCCUCACACAGGACGGAAUGUUCGGCACUGCCUCUACGGCUUGGAUGCCGACCUCAUCAUGCUUUCUCUCGCCUCGCACGAGCCACACUUCUGUCUUCUUCGAGAAGAAGUCGUUUUCGGCAAAGCUGUUUCGAGAGGACCGCAAGAUCGAAUGCUGACGAAGCGGGAGAAUUUGCAGCUGCUGCACAUUUCUCUGUUGAGAGAGUAUCUCUUCCUCGAGUUCGCUGCGGCGGCGCUUCGCUCGACGCCCCCGAAGGAGUCAGACGAACAUCCAAAGCGGUCGGAGACUGCGUCGACUUCUGAGGCAGACGCUUUGGACACAAAGGCCGCUGCCAUCGCUCUCUGUCCUUCGCUGCUGUACCCCCGCGAACGCGAGAGAAUCAUCGACGACUACGUCCUCUUUUGCUUUAUGGUCGGCAACGACUUCCUGCCUCACCCAAAAGCGACAGACAUCGCUGACGGAGGCCUUGACCUCCUCAUGUCGUGCUACAAGGAGUACCUGCAAAGGUACGCAGUCCUUGCGGAGCAGGCGCCGAGCCGGGAGGGACCUUGGCUGUCGACAGGGUGCGGCCAGAUUAACUUCUGCAACUUUUUCCUCUUCCUUUCUCUUUUCGUUGACACUGUCGAGACCGACCUUCUGCAAGAGUGGGCGGCCGACAGCCAGUGGAUGAAGUCGAAGCGCAGAAACAAGAGCGAGGUGGAGGAAGAGAGGCGACCUGCUUCGGAGGAUGCACUGCUGGCGUACAGAGAGUCCUUUUACUUGAAGAAAAUGGGCAUGGACGCGAGCACACCGGAAGGACGAAAACAGAUCGACCGCCUCGCGGUCGACUACCUCGAGGGAUUGCAGUGGGUCCUGUACUACUACUACAGAGGACCGCAGUACAGCGGCUGGACUUGGUUCUAUCCUCACCACUACGCACCGUUCAUGACAGAUGUUCUCUCUUGCUCCUUCUUCACCGAAGGAGUGAAGCAGCUGGCAGAUCUGCGGAGGAAGGAAAUCCGAUUUCCCGCGAGCAAACCGUAUGCGCCGUUCAUGCAGCUUCUCUCGAUUCUUCCGCCCAAGAGUGCGUCUCUGCUGCCGAAAGCUCUGCGGCCGAUUCUGCUGUCUCCGACUCCGGAGCUGCUACCGUACUUCCCAGACGACUUCGAAGUUGACAUGGAAGGAUGCACGGUGUCUUGGGGCGGCGUGACGUUGCUGCCGUUCAUCGACGAAAUCCUUUUGCACAGAGAGGCGCUUCCACUUUUUUCCAAGUUGACUGGAGAAGAGCAACAGCGCAACACUCGAGGGAAAAACGUCCUUCUCUACAGAGACCCCAGCCAGCGGGCGCGGAUGCUCAAGCGCCUUGCUCUCGCCGCUCAGCCGCUGUCUUCGGAGACACUGGCUCCGCUGUCCCAUCCGGAGGAGUGUGUAGCUGGGGAGGAAGAAGAAGACGCGGUGUUGAAGUGCGACUUCUUCUUUUUUUGCGAGGACGCGAAAGAAGAGGGAGCUUCGGCGCAUGGAGGGCGUCGUCGAGAGGCGGUUUCUGCCGCUGCUUUGGAGACGAGAACUGCAGUUUCCUCGCUGCCGUCUGUCUUCCGCAGCGUGAGAAACUCCUGCGUUCGAGAGGAAGUCAUUGAGGUCUGUCCGCCUUCUCUGGCGCAGGAAAAACGCGCAGAACGAGAGAGACGAAGGCGGGAGACAGGAGACAUUGGCGGCCAGGAAGACAGAGAAGAUGUUGACGCCUGCAAAGGACCUGCUCUCGCGCAGAACGCCUACGCCUUCCCGAAUUUCGUUCUCGCAGGGACGAAGCCUCUCCUUGCAGAAUUCCCCUCGCUUCAUCGACUCAACUUUGAAUGGGAUUACUUUGUCGGCGUUAAGGUAUUCAACAGCGAGUCCAAAAAGAACUCGGUGUUGAUUCAAGCGGUCGCGCCGUACGCAGCCGCGCGUGGACCGGACAGGAAGGCGCCUCAGCUCGUCGAGCCUUUCGAUCCCGCGCGGCACCUCCUCCCUUUUCUCCGCGCCCCGCUGGUCCACUACGAUUUCCCCUUCCUCAGACUGGCGAAACCUGUUGCGGUGUGGCUUCCCAAUUUGUACUACGCGUUGCCGCCUGCGUCCCAGACGUCUUUGUCCUUCUCUUCUUUCUCUCCUUCGUUUCUGUUUUCUUCUGCGUGCCCUGUGGGCGUCGAGGAGGCGACUGCCCCGCUGGAGCAGCAAGAAGCAGUUGCUGCAGAAACGCGGAGGCUGAAGCACACCGGCUUGGACUUCCCUGCGAACGUCGCCUACGCGUCUUUUCGCGCUCGACGCUCCGCAGAGAGACUCAAGGGCGCAGACUCGACUGUUGCUUCUGUCGCAGGCUCUGCUUCCGCGUCGAGUUUUUCGCGAUUUGCCUUGUCUUCUCCCGAGGACUUUCUCCGAGUCUCCGAGGCGAUCACGUUCUCCCUGCCCGGUCAGCAGGGCCUCUCGCGUCGUGUGGCGCACCCUGCGUGUCUCCCCUCGACGAUUCUACUGGAGUUAACUCCAGUUCGCUCGGUCCAAGUCUUCGCAGACGCUCGUUCACCCUCGAUCGUCUUCGAGGAGAAGUCUGUCUUCCGUCUUCUUCCACUUCUCACCCUCCCCAUCCCGCUUCCUAGGUGUCUCCGACCUGCAGAGACAGCCGAGAAGGAGACAGCGAGGACUCGCGAGACGAGGGACGGCGCGCGGAGCCAGCAGUGGGUCGCAGGAGCUGCGGUCAUCGUAGUCGAUCCGACAGCCUCCAUGCUCGCUUGCUCUGGAGAGGUUGUCGCGGUUCGAGAGAGGAAAGACGAGAACAACGAGGUGCUCGAGAGAGUCGACGUCUGGUUUCACAGUCCCUGGGCAGCGAAAGACCGAGAACAAAGUCAACAGAAGAUCCAGUCGAGCGUCGAACGCAUCGUUCGCCAGUAUAUGCCGCUGCCGCUGCACACGGUCCCGGAGGCCGCGGCUCUGCUGAAAGUUCCCCUGCCCGUUUUCUACGCAGUCGCGUCGUCCUUCUACAUGAAACUGGCUGAGCGUCGAGAGGACUGCGGCCUCCACAUCAUCGCCAGCACGCGCCCAGAAAAAAUCGAAGCAGCUGACGGAACGUCCACGUUCGUCCCCAACUCCUCAGAGCCGCUCUUUUCUCCAGGGUAUUCGUAUCCUCUCUCCAUGGGAUCGAGAAACGAAAGUGACAGUGGACGCCGGGGCUCAGGCAGCAGGAGAUUUUCGCAUCUGCUUACGCCUGCAGCUGUCGAAGCAGUCCAAGAGGUUUUCGCCGAGUAUCCCACCGUCUACAAAAGACUCCUAGAAGUCUCCAAAGAGCAGGGCGGAAGUCUAAAGACGCCUACGUUGACGGCUGCCAGUGCCUUUGGUGCUCUUGGAGGCGAUUUUCAAUUUAGCGCGUCAAUGUUUGUUUCUGCGAUGGAGCGGCAUCCGUGUCGAAGGAACAAGCUGGUCACCGGUAGCUACACAUGGCUCCCGAAAGAGGCUCUUCCCUCUAUCGAACGCGUGGUAGACGCCUCUCUCGGGAGACAUUCUGGAGCUGCUUCUGUCUGGCAAAGAGAGAAGCAAGUACCUCCGGACUCUCAAAGUCCGAACGCAGAGACAGCAGAGAGUAGUCUGAGAAGCAAUGGAAUCGAAGAAAAGGAGAAAAGCGAAAGUCGAGAAGACCUCCCUGUGUUAGAGAACUUUGACGCCUCCAGUCUCCUGCGAGCUUCGUCUGUCGAGGCACUGAGAAAGAAAAUCAUUGCAGCUUUCUUCUCUCUCGUCUCAACUGUCUCUCGGCCUUCGGGAGUCGUGGAGGGCAAAUGGACGUUGAAACUUUCGCUGGGGCAGCGCGUCGCGUACACCACACAGGCCGGGUGUAUAUACCAAGGAAGCAGAGGCACCGUCACAGGUCUCUGCUCGAUCGACGGCUCAGUGCCUUUCCGCCUCUCGGGAGACACUGCGCUGCAAGCGAGCGUGAGCGUCACCUCUCAAGCUUGUCGGCAAAAAGCGAGAGGAAGAAACGGCCGCAAAGUGGAGCCUUGGGCAUGGUGGGAAGAAGCCGAAGUCGCCGCAGCUCUUCAGGGAAUUCUGCAAGACAUCGUCGUCGAGGUACUCCUUGACCAAGUGCAACUCGGCGCUCAAAACAUGGACGGCAGAUGCUCUUCGCUUCGGUUAAUUCGCGUCCCGUGCAUUGAGCUGUUCCCUCUCGUCAGCCGUGUUUCCCCGGCUGGCGACGGGGGAUCUCGCGGCGCUCGUGCAGAGACGGCUGUGGAGCGUCAGGCUGCUUCGAGUGUCUCUUCGACGGCGUCUCCUUUGUUGCCGAGUCCAGGUCCGAAAGAGGCGUUGCUCUGCCGGCCUGCCACCGCUUCUGAAGUUCCGCGAGCGGAGGCUCAGGGUCUAGGUUUGCUUCCCAGUCCGGUCGCCAAUGGCGGAGGCCGAGGAGUACCCGCGGGCAUUUCCUCUGGAGGCGACUCGCGUCUGUCGUUUUCUUCGAGUCAGAGCCAGCCUUUGCUGCAGAUUCUUCGCCGAGGCCCUCAAGCGGCGGGGCAGACGGCACUGAGAACGGAGGCAGGUAAGAGCGCCUCUGUUGGGGUCGCGUCCGCAGACUCACACGAGAGGAGUGGAUUCUCCGCCGCGCAGCCAGCGGCUCAGCAGCACGCAACGCAGCAUGUGAAGCAGCUUUUAGGCUUGAAGACAGGCGCGUCUUCUGGAGGGCCUUGGCAGGCGAUGCCGCAGUCCAGGCUUCCUGACGGGAUCGCACCGACCGUACCUUUGGGUGGACAGGGUGGAAACCGCGUCGGCGCGGCGCACUGUACGAGGGACGAACCAGACAAGGUUCCUCAGAACAACGUCUCGCAGAACGCAAACAUCACUUCGCUCAUCAAGCAGUUGAUGACUCGAGACACUCCACAGUUGCAGCGUGCUACGGAAGAAACCGCGGCUCAGUCUCUCGUGCACUCGCAGCCACACCGAACACCGGUAGAAAGCUUGCAUGUCAGUCAGACGCCGAGGGUGGACGUCGCACCCGCUCCUCAACACAAUUCUGAAACCUCAACCGAUCCCGCGACGAAAACGUUCGCCUCGAGAAUUCUUGUCGAGUCGCGAGCGCCGAGCGCGUCGCCAGUCACGCCAGUCACCGCUGGCCCGACCGGCGGAGCAUCGCCUGCCAUGGCGCAACAAGGUCGAAAUUUGCUCGAGUUGCUGAAGGGACGGGAGCUUUUGCAAGCAAAUCUGCCACGGAGUUCGCGAGACAAUCGAGAGGAACAGACAGCAGGCGGAUGCGCGCGUAGCGAAAGCCACAGAAAUCUGUGUUUGGACGAUGAUGACGAUGAAGAAGUUUUGCUGCGCACAAGUGUGCUGCCGCGUCGUCCCGCCGUUUCGGGAGUACGCAGACCCGGCGUAGGGAACGGCGCGGAAACGAGUGGUUCGCGCAGUGCAGCGAAAUCCGAAACUGGCGGUCGAAACAGUGCGGUUUCCACGGGGAAAGAACGCGGUUCUGCUGGUCGGGGAGCAAAUGACUUCCGCGGAUCGCAGAGACGCUAAAGAGUUGCGGACCGCAACUGCCCACAGAAGUCUGUUGAUAGUUUGGAGAUGCGCGGGACCGGCUUGCUCGGGAUCUGGCGAGUUCCAGGCUGCAGAGGUCCACAGGAAAGAACUUUUGUCCUGUCAAGCAGUGGAUGUGCCAUUUCAAGGAGCUGGAGCUGAAAGGGUGGAGGGGAACGAGCGAAACAAGAGGGAGAGGGAAGUGCCGCGUGUUGGAAGCGUUUGUGACGAUUUCAGUAUCCGGAAACGUAGAAUUUCUCAAGAUGGAAUAUGCGUUCCCAGUGCGGGUCAGAUUACACUCUUCUGUCUCCAAUUUUUAAGCUGCAUGUGCGUGAUUUGAGGGAACAGACCCUGUAUUUCGCAUUUCACUUUGUGUGUGUUGAAAUCCACCUUUCCCCAAGAAGAAAAGUAUCGGCGAUGACUGGCGUUGCUGCAACCACAGACAGCUAAUCUUGGUUUGAUUCCUGCCUUUUCUCUGGUAGUACCUGACACGCAGAGCAUUACAUGUCUAGACGAGUCACUGCUUCAGAACGUACUCCUUUUUUGCACGGGCUGUUUUGGUGCGACAGAAAAACACAGUCGGUUUGAAGUCGGAACAACUCGACGGUGAAUCUGUGGGUCGGCUUCCGCAUUCUUGUGUAUUUCAACUCGCGUGGGUCGAGGAUUUUCAGGGAAUUAGGGCAGCAUAUCAUAAUCUCUUCCUGGAGAUUUCCUACGUUCCGUGAGGACUGUACAACUGGAGUUUUCGUUUGGGAAAUGCCACGCGGUUGUCUGUUUUACUUCCAUCAGCGAAGAACCCUCCAUGAUUCAGUCACACGUCGCGAUGCCGGCACGGACCUGUUAGCUGCCCAUCUGCUAUGAUGCUAGUUUCACCGUGCAAAUAAGGGAGGUAAAGUGGUGUCUUGUCUGCAUGGCUUCGCCACGUUAACAUCAGCUGCGGGAGUCGCC
Messenger RNA from Toxoplasma gondii ME49, 8341 nucleotides. RefSeq names its product XRN 5'-3' exonuclease N-terminus protein. NCBI's taxonomy places the organism in Eukaryota, Apicomplexa, Conoidasida, Eucoccidiorida, Sarcocystidae. Gene Ontology annotation, cellular component: nucleus. The transcript has 21 exons. Gene Ontology annotation, molecular function: RNA binding; 5'-3' RNA exonuclease activity. Bases 1265 to 7393 code for a protein of 2042 amino acids. The record is from RefSeq and is a predicted model, not a curated record. Gene Ontology annotation, biological process: nuclear-transcribed mRNA catabolic process.